AUGACACAAAAUAAAUGGAGGUUGUACGACGAUCGUAUGUAUAGAAUAGAGAAAGAUCAAAUGUCACAUUUGAGUCAUAGCCAUGAUCAUAGUCAUUGUCAUAGCCACAAUCAUAGUCACGGUCACGAUGAUCACGAUGAUGAUGAUAACUAUGAGAUGAUGGAUGCUGACGAGGAGAAUGAUGUAGAAACAGAUGUAGAAGAAAUAAAACAUUUCAAAGAGGUAGUCGAUGCAUUCUUUAAUUAUAAGGAAUACUCUUCCGAUUGGGUAGAACACAUGCUUGAAUAUUACAAUGAAAAGUUGACUGAUAAACAAAAGAGUCUACUACCAAACUAUUUAAAUAAAUUAAAUGCAUUGAAACAAGCAUCCAUUGGAAAUUCUAACUUUUUAAUGAAGGUUGGACAAGAGUGUAACCAAGUUUUCAUGUUGGACAAGUCGACUUCACCAAUCCCACAACUUGAAGAACAAUCUCUUAUUAAUAGUAUUCCAAAUCCUAGACAGAUCGAUAAGGUCAAGAGUACACUAAGACAAUUUGCAAGAGAAUGGAGUUUAGAGGGUAAAAGAGAAAGAGAUCUUACAUUCCUACCGAUAUUGGAGGAACUUGAGAGACUUUAUCCACAAAAAGAAUCGAGAGCCUCUAUAAGAGUGUAUUGUCCUGUAAUAAAUAUUGUUGAAAUAGUAGUUGAUCGAUCGAUCGAAUUUAAUGUACUCAGAGAUAUAGAUCAAGUUUGUAUUCAAACUCAUUAUACAGUAAAAAAUAUAAAGAUACCAGAUGUAUUACCAUCGGAAAUGAUUCCAAGAGAUGAAAAUAUUGAAUUCUCAAUGGUUGCUGGUGAUUUUACAAAAUCAAUAGAAGAGAAUCAUUGGGAUUCAGUUUGUACAUGUUUCUUUAUUGAUACAGCUAGAAAUAUAGUUGAAUAUAUAGAGUGUAUUUCGAAGAUGUUAAAGGUCGGUGGUUAUUGGAUAAACUUUGGACCUUUGUUGUAUCAUUACGCCGACCACAAAGACUCGAUCGAACUGAGCUACGAACAACUCAGGCAUGUCAUUACAAACAGUGGAUUCGAAAUACUAUCAGAGUCACUUAGAGAGACUGAAUAUACCUCAAACAAGACAUCACUAAUGAAAGUGGUUUAUAAAUGUCAAUUCUUUGUUGCUGUAAAGAGCUAA
Molecule: messenger RNA, 1167 nt
Organism: Heterostelium album PN500
Lineage: Eukaryota; Evosea; Eumycetozoa; Acytosteliales; Acytosteliaceae
Product: N2227-like domain-containing protein
Exons: 9
Coding region: 1-1167 (388 amino acids)
Molecular function (GO): S-adenosylmethionine-dependent methyltransferase activity
Source: RefSeq, a predicted model, not a curated record